Messenger RNA from Bombus pyrosoma, 8169 nucleotides. RefSeq names its product cytochrome P450 9e2-like. The transcript has a single exon. Lineage: Eukaryota; Metazoa; Arthropoda; Insecta; Hymenoptera; Apidae. The record is from RefSeq and is a predicted model, not a curated record. Bases 2672 to 4249 code for a protein of 525 amino acids. Gene Ontology annotation, molecular function: oxidoreductase activity, acting on paired donors, with incorporation or reduction of molecular oxygen; monooxygenase activity; heme binding.
GGGGCGACCUGUAUAACGAUCAUGAUUAUUCAGCGAUUAUUGUCUCAAUUGAAUAUAUUGUAAGUAGAGCAGCGUACGACUAUUAACGAAUUAUCAUUAUUACGCAAUAUUUGGAACAGAAUUAACUGACCUGAUCCAACAAUACGAAUUAACUUCGAUAUUCCCUCCUAUGUCUCCAGCAUUCGAUAUUAUUCCAUAUCCCUAUUCGCAAAUCGGCAUUCGGUAACAAUAUCAUCAACAGAAUCAGCAUUUGUUAAUAAAUACAUCGACCAACAAGACUUCCUUUUACCCCCGAUCAAAAUGUAAGAAGAAUGCGUUUGUGAAAUAAUGCAAUAUCUACUAUCUUUGUGCGACACUGAUAUUAUGUAUUGUAUAUUGAUUGUCAUGUUGUACUCUUGUAUUGCGUAAAAUUUUGUGAAACUUAUUUUGUUAAACUUAUGCAUAAGAAUUUGAUUGUUUAUCUCGUUAUGCUUCUAAUAUUUUGCUACAUUAUUAUAAAGAAAGUUUCUCUCCGUUAACUAAAAUUUUUUACUGUUAUUAUUAUUCAGUUUAUUAUUAUUAAACAGUUCUAUUACUUUAAGAUAUUACCCAAAAUUAUUAAACGGUUUUAUUUUUGUAAAGAAUCGGUGUGUUAUUUAACCCUAUCCCUAAAACUGAAUUAUUCCUACUUUGAACUCUAAUUAGGAAUAUAUUUAACUUAGAAAAAUUAGCAAACGAUUGUUUCUCGUAUCUGUUUUUCAUCGGCGAUAAAUUCCGCAUGUGGCAUCUAAAGCCUACGUUAUGGUAAUACAAGUUCGGUCCAUUGAUACAAAUAACAAUAAUACUUUCUUUCCCCAACCGAAAUGAUAUAGUUACGUAUGUAUAACAUUGUUGUAUGCACAAUUUAGUAUCGUAAUAACAUUCCUGUUACAGUCCCAUCAUAAUGUAACAUAAAUAUCGUUCUCAUUUAUUUCGUUCGUAUGUAGUUUUAAAUUGAGAUGACCGAAUUGGAUAAAUCAUCCUGUAUAUUGAUUUAUUGCCUGACAGAAAAUCAGAUUCUCGGCAAAUCACAAUGCAAUGUAUAAUAUGCUCAAUGGAAUAAUUUAUCAACGGUAGUUACUUCCAUAAUAAAUUUCCGAUUCGAUCGAAACUCUUGAUUAACGAUUAACAAUUGAUUUAAUCUUACCUAAGGAAUUCUUGUUUGUAAUUCUUUUUAGGAAUUUUAUAAAUAAUUUUGUGAGCUAACGACGGAUAAAGGAUGGCAUAACAAAUAUGUUUUAUGAUAUUGUACGGCUUGUAAUGUCGAGUAAUCGUGUACACUGUUACGCGUGGCACAGAAACACCAGCGAUCUAAACCAUACCAGCAUAUCAGCGUUCGCACGUACUUGACCUUGUUUCAGAGAGUUGCGUCUGGUAAAAUAGUGUCGAAACGCGCAUCAAAGUCCAAUGCAAAAAUCACAUAGCGGAUGCCGCACCGGGCAGGAGUUCAUCAAACACCAAGAGAUAGAUGAACGAGUUCAUAGAUCAUCGAGUCCAAGCUUGCUUAAAAUUCCAAAAAAAUAUUCUUGACUUUUAUCUCUGCUGCUUUGAACCACUAUAUUCGUAUCUGCGACUUUUCUUUGGAAACAUUGUCAAUUCCUUACGAAGAGAUCCUCAUCGUUCGGGCAUAACGGUACAUAUUUCAAUACAUACACAUACAUAUCAAAACAUCUUAUUGGUUAGAUUAUUCGAUCUCGUUGAUAGGACAAACGCUUCUUUUCAAUAACUUAUUCGUUUACGUGUGUCUAAGUGUUCUAAAUAUAUCGAAUAUCUCAAAUCUAUUAUAAAAUAUUUGAAUUUUUCUAUUCCACGAUUCAAUACCUCCACUAUGCCUUAACGUACUCCAAUUAUUCACAUAGGAAUUUGUGUCAACGCAUUGUCCACAAGAUGAUGUCACCGUGAACAAUGAUUUUAUUCCGAUCGUAACUUUAAAAUCAUUUAAUUCAGAAACUUUUAAAUUAGUCGAGACAUACGUACGAAAAUUUACAGCUAGAUUAAAUAUUAUUUUUACACAUUAUGAUGUAAUUAUUUGUCAUAAGCCAUGCACUGUCGUUUGACAAUUAAUCUAAAGACAAUCAGAUAGGUUAGCCAAUUCGAUUGACGAAUCGAUCCGGCUGAUACAAUAAAACAAAAAUGAGUGUGAAUCUAAGAUAGCUGUAAGAAAACGUAAAGCUUCAAACGCUUGGUCACGUGGUUUUCGUCAGCCUGGAUUCUAGGAAGAGGAAGCGAAAAUACUCUAGGGAACCAUAAAUUAAGCCUUCUCCAGUAGCGUCAUAAGCUAGAAGCCUCCGAAAAAGAUUUGCGACUGCAAGGUAUAGGAUAUUCCGUAAUACAUUGUGCAAUUAUCAACGUUUAAAUAAGCAGACAAACGUUUAGGAGAUACUUUACGCAUUUCCUACCCUCGCUAAAUAAAUCAUGGCAAUUUUUACGAAAUACAGAUUUCAUCUUUUUCGUUUUUGCUUACGUAACGUUAAAGAUUAGGGAGUUGAUUACGCUUGAGACAUUCCUGCGUAUCAGAAUAUAGACAUGUCCUCUUACUUAUUUAUGUAUAUAGCUACGCGAUAAAUUGAUCGACCUUUAGUUAUUCGGAAAGGCCGACACAGCAAACAUCGUGUCGGAAGUGAAAUUCUGAUAGUGGUUGUGGUAUAUUCGAAUGGAGUAUCUGUCCCUUGGUCUGUCUUUGAUAGCGAUACUGAUCGCUAUCUACUACUGUGCCACAAAGAAUCAUAAUUUAUUCAAGAAACAUGGAAUCCUGCACAUUCCACCGAUGCCAUUGUUUGGAAAUAUGGGAUCCUUCUUCGCAAAACGGUCCACCUUGCAAGACACCAUUUUGGAAGCUUAUGAACUUCAUCCUGAAGCGAAAUAUGUUGGCAUAUACGAGUCACUCACGCCUAUCAUAGUGCUCCGCGAUCUCGACUUGAUCAAGUCCGUCAACAUGAAGAAUUUCGAUCACUUUACCGACCAUCGUAACUUUGUCUUCAAGGACAUGGACCCUAUAUUUGCCGGAAUGCUGUUUUCUAUGAAAGGCGGGCAAUGGAAGGAGCAAAGGAGCAUAUUGUCACUCGCGUUUACUUCCAAUAAGGUAAAGGAUAUGUUCAAUCUGAUGUCCGAGUGUGCUACCAGAUACGCGAACUAUUUGUCGAACCUAGCGGAGAAUGAGCGUGAAAUGGAGAUGAGGGAUCUGCUGACUAAAUAUACCACCGAUGUAAUCGCCACCUGCGUCUACGGUGUAUCUGUCGACACCAUAAAAGAUCCGAAGAACAUAUUUUACACGUAUGGCAGAUCGACCACGUUCACUAGUUUCAAAAAAGAUAUGGCAAUGUUGGCGCAAAGGAACCUGCCCUGGCUGGCGAAGCUCUUUCAGCUCAGAUUUUUGGAGAAACAUAUAGCGAAAUUUUUUACCGACCAAGUGAUCAACACGAUCGAGGAAAGGAAACAGAAUAGCACUUAUCGAUCAGAUAUUCUACAACUAUUCAUAGAUGUAAACGACAAGAAUGGUCCAGGAAAAGGUAUGAGUACGGAAAACAUGGUUAAUCACGCUUUUAGCUUAUUCUUUGGUGGAACUGAUUCCGUUGCAACGCAGACGAGCUUUCUGUUCUACCUUCUAGCCGAAAAUCCAGAGAUUUUGAAAAGACUACAGGAGGAAAUCGACGAAACGUUGGAAAAUAAUAACGGACAAUUGACUUACGAUGCCAUACAGAAGAUGAAGUACUUGGAUGCCAUGAUCAACGAAGCGAUGAGAUUGCAACCAAUUACCGUAUUCUUGGAUAGACUAUGCGUGAAAGAUUUCGAGCUGCCACCAGCCUUACCUGGUGAAAAACCUUUCACCGUAAAAGCAGGAAUGAACAUCUGGAUACCUGUUGACGCAAUUCACCACGAUCCCAAGCACUACAAGAAUCCGCAGAAAUUCGAUCCGGAUAGAUUCCUCGAGAAUGGAAAGAAGAUCAUAAAUUCGGGGGCGUUUAUGCCGUUUGGUUUCGGUCCCAGAAUCUGCAUCGGCAAUCGGUUCGCGUUAACAGAGAUAAAGGUAUUGCUGUGCCACAUUCUCGCCAAGUGCAACGUCAAGAUUGGAUCGAAGAUGUUGCUUCCGUUGCAAUAUGAGGAAGGUGUGAUAACCGCCUAUGCUAAGAAUGGAUUUUGGCUGAAUGUUGAGCCCAGAGAAAAUUCUUGCUGCACGUCUCAAACUAAUGGAACGACAAAGCAUCUGAAUAAUGGAAAUUGUAGAAAUUGAAUUUGCGAAUGAGUGAUCUUUAAUGCGAUUAAAAUCUUCUUCGCGUACGGAGUAGUGUUUUUCGGUUAACUCUAUGUCGGCGGACGUCACGCCGAAUCAGUCGUAACCCACGUGAUCCAUACGUUGGCAUAAUUUUGUUUGGAGCAUACUGAAAAUGUUUUGUAAUAUGAGCCUCGUCCCUUCCUCUCUAUUAGCGAUAAGAAAACUCUUCCACUAUUUCGGUAACAAGGGCAGAAAAGACAUUUUGGAGUAAAAAAAAUUUACUGCGAAUCCAACGACGCAGCGUCCGUCUUUCGAAUGUUAAUCCCAAUACUGACUAAAGAUUGCUAUUUAUUUUACUUAAUGUAAUAUAAGCAAAAUAAAAAGUUUCUUAUAUAAUUCGUGAUCUGAUUGAUUAUUCGCUCGUACUUCGAAAGAUUAAUAUUGUGCAAUGAACAAUUUGCUGAACAUAAUUGUUUCGUUAGAGUUUGACAAAAAAAUAUUCUGUUUUUUAACAAGUUUAUGACGUAAUUGAAACAUUAAGUUCAGAAAAUUUGAUUGGCAUAAAUAUAGAAUGAAAUAAAUUCAAGGAUGCGUGGAUAUACAUAUAACAUAUGUAUACUAACUAUUACAUGAGAAAAGUUCUUUAAUUGCAAUUAAUGAAAGAAAAAUAUCGUGAACUAAGUAAAAAGAGCGACUAAUCAUGAUGAGUAAACAAAUAAAUAGAAUGUUUGACACUUGUGGAAGGAAAAUAUUAUAAUCGAGAAAGUAUUGUUUCGGAUAGUUUGGAAGGUAAUGUUAAUUUUUAUUCCGCAUGUGAAGUUUAACAGAAGCACAAAUUUACUGCGUAAUUAUAUAUCGUUUAUCUGUAAAUUAUAUGUAUAAAUAUGAGUUAUAAUUUUUACCAUAAACAAUAGUCUUCAAAGCUAUAAAAGUAUAUGUUAUACAUUAAUAAAAGUGUCAACAGUAUUUCGCGUUUCGAUAAUUGGUGCAAUUUAUUGUAACUGUAACUUAUUUGCCAUAGUUUUAUCGUAGGAUAUAUACCACUGCGAAGAUGAAGAGGGAAAAAAGGUAGAAGAAGAGCAAGAAAACUAAGAUUCGUUUUCCCUUUUAGCCAUCGUUUCGCGCCUUUUUCCACUAACACGACAAGACAAUACACUGCUUGAAUCCACCCUUACGAUCUUCAGUUCAUUAAUUCUGGCCAAAAGCCGGUCUUGAUGGUGUUGGUUCGAUCGCUAACCUUCGGUCUUGGAGCUUUCCUUUUCAUCCCUUCCACGCACUCACCGUAGCUAAAGUGAAUUACAUUAGAGGGGAGAGGGUAGUUUUAUCGAGUCAACCUGCUAGAUAUUUCCUAAGGCACCUAAGGGUCGUUGGAUCGGAAACGGAUCCUUUAACAACGACCAACCUUCCGAAGAAGUUGCACGAUAAUCUGCACUGGACCAAAUUGCUUCCCCGCUUCGUCGAAUAUAACUUGUUGAUCGUUUAUGAAAAUAUUCGUUGCGUUGUUUCCUAUCUCGGCCAACUCCGUUGCUAUUGUCAACUAUGUAUCUAGUUGUUAUUGUUAACUUCGUUUGGCUGUUGUUAAUGUUGCUAGUCGAGUGUUGGUUUAGAUUGAUUUCCGAAGGAACUUCAUGGUAAAUGUGCGUAGUUCUCGUCGCGUGGACAUUCGUAAGGAACAGAGAUUUUAUUACGACAUUGUUGUUGCUGUAGUAUUAUACCGUUGAAGGUCAUAAUAAAAUGAUUAGAGGUAAUAUAGAGAUUUAUUAUAACGUUAUCUAAGGAUAUCGUACGUUAUUAACAUUAGCCGUGCGAGAAAAUAACUCUUAAUAAAAUACUCAUCUUUCGUCAAUGUGCUCUUCGUCGAAGAGAUUUCCAUAUCUGAGUUUCGUUUCGUAUCUUUUCAAUAGUCGUCAUAGUUAGUUCAAUUAAAGAUUGCCACGUCGUUGCUUCGUUAAUUAUCUUCGAAGAAAAAAUGUCACUGAUAACUUUAUCCGUUUAAAAGUUACAACUAGGUACAAUUACGUAGUUUCAUACAAAAUACUUUUCGCAAUCUAAUCUAGCGAUAUUUAAGUUCCUUGUAAGCUACUCGCGUGUUUUCUAAAAAUAUUCGUAUGGUGUCAAAGAGGACAUAUAAGUUGUUUGUUAUUUUCUUUUUUAUAGUGAUACGAUUUUAUGCGGGUACAACCGCGUACUUACUAUUGACAGGUCAAUUAAUCCAUUGCGUACAUUCACAACGAGUCCUCUUUUGAAUAUUUAUAAAUAGAAUGAUCGUUCCCAAAUAAAAUUCAAAGUAAUUUCAAUUGAAGAUCCACAAUCGCUUCAAAUGGACAUCGAUGGUCGUUUAAAAUUGAAAUCCCCGGUUUGAAAUUGUGACAAAUUACAGUCUACGAUCGUCCCAACGUUUAGUCUUGAACCUUGUAAACAUUCCAAAUUGAACAAGCGGAAUAAGACAGAGGAAAUCGGGUAGCAAUCACAAACUUUCGCAUCUAGAAACUAUAACAUAAUAGACCUAAGAUUAUCUUCGGAGGACAAAACGUUUAGAAUAACCCAAUCAUUUAAUAAAUUUAAUGAAUAUUCAUUGCUUUUCCUCUGGUGUGUUUCAAGAAGUUAUAAAAAGAAAUGAUCAUACGUAUUUAAUCGUCCCAGCUACCGAUCGAAACCCUGUCUAAAGACAAAGUUCGCGAUUCCCAGAAAAUCGAAUAUCAAAUCCAUGAGAGUUCGCAGCAUAUUAUCACAAUUUCUUAAACCACGAGCAUGAAGAAGUAGGUCACAAUUAGGUUGGUGCGAUAUCCGCGUAAUAUUGUGACGAGCAACCAGCUCGUGAUGUAACAGCUUGUAUAUACGCGGGAACUCGCUCAUUAAAGCAACAUUCACAAGGUCGUAUGGCGUCUUUACCACUAGGCGAUCACGUAGUAGAAUAUAUUACACAUACGACUGUUAUACGUAUCUCGACUCCAUGUUACGUGCUGGACAUGCAGAGACGAUGCUGACGCAUCCGGCCAGGAUAAUUGAGAUGGACGCGUAACACGUAUCCAUUAUAUGACCAGGAACACGCCACGAUUCGAUCCUCCUUUUCAUUUCUUCUCCGAUUCGUUUCGCUAAAAUACGAACAGGUUAAACGGUGGCGGAAGAAUUUUCUGGGAUACCCAAAAAAUUCUUCUCUAUCUCUAUUGUCUUUUUCCCCCUUAUUUACGAUCGCGCGGGAAGGUUGGAGAAAGAAGUAAAGAACCUCCAAAACUGAGACAUAUCGGUGCUUAACGGAAAUUGACUCGUAAAAAUAAUACAAUAAAUAAAGAAAAUCGACAAAAAGGAUUGAAAUGUACCUUAGGUAUAAACACAAAGCUGAUCGAAAACUUCUUUAACAUCUUUGAACAAAGAUAUUGUUUUGUUCGCAUUGUUUAAUGUUCAGGAAACGCAAUUGUAUAUCGAAUCUUUUCUCUAUCAGAAAGAACUUUGGAGCCCCAGACGGAGGAUGCUAUCGUUAAUUAUUUAGUUUACGAUACCUGAAACUUGAAAUUUGUGAAACUAGGACAAAGAAGUAUGAUAUAGACAGUAUGGUAUUAUCUUAAAAACAAUAAUGUAAUCUUAUUAUAACAAGAAUCGAUUAUAGAUUAGAAUUAUAAAUUCUAUUUCCCAAUACAAACUUGUAUUUAUUUAGUUUGUUUCUCUAUUUGAACCCAAAAUAUUUUUAUACCAAAUAUUAAUUUUGUUUAAUCAUAUUUUAUUAUAACAGAUACAUUUAUCUAAAUAAUAAAAAGUAUACAGAUGUUAGUAUACAGAGAAAAUCCCGUAAACACGUAUAAAGGAAAAAAAAGCUAUAAAACAUCGAUCGAGUUAUUAGAUCAUUAGAUCUGAUGUACUACAUCAUCCGUCAAGCAUUUGGCAAACCAACUGGAUAAGAGUACGCUUAUAGGAUAUUAGUAAUGGUUAUUUUCUAUAAA